Molecule: messenger RNA, 1185 nt
Organism: Westerdykella ornata
Lineage: Eukaryota; Fungi; Ascomycota; Dothideomycetes; Pleosporales; Sporormiaceae
Product: Brix-domain-containing protein
Exons: 4
Coding region: 92-979 (295 amino acids)
Biological process (GO): rRNA processing
Cellular component (GO): small-subunit processome; nucleolus; Mpp10 complex
Molecular function (GO): rRNA primary transcript binding; snoRNA binding
Source: RefSeq, a predicted model, not a curated record
GCUCGAAGUACCUACGCUUUGCCCUGUAAUCCGGCCGCAUUACCGCACAAAGCCCGUCGCGUCCUCUAAACGGUUACCCAGAUAUCUCAAGAUGAUACGCAAACAAGCCCGCGAGCGCCGCGACUACCUCUACAGAAGAGCCCUCACCCUCCGCGAUGCCGAACUCGCCGCCAAACGCGCCGCUCUCAAAGCCAGUCUCGCCUCCGGGAAACCUCUAGAUCCGCACAUCGCCAACGACGAGCAUCUGAAGAAGGAUUUCAAGUACGACGAGACACGGGCGGACAGAACGGUGGAGGAAGAGCUGGGCUUGGAUGACGAGUAUGCGCAGUUGAGCGGCGUAGUGGAUCCGAGGAUCCUGGUGACGACCAGUCGCGACCCGAGCAGCAGGCUUGGAACCUUUGCGAAGGAGAUCAGGUUGCUUCUACCCACCAGUAUCAGGUUGAACAGAGGAAAUUUGGUGCUGCAGAAUCUGGUGUCGAGUGCUUUGGCUUCGGGUCUGUCAGAUAUUGUUCUUCUACACGAACACAGAGGUACACCAACCGCAAUGACGAUCUCGCAUUUUCCCCACGGACCGACCGCCUCCUUUUCCCUCCACAAUGUUGUACUGCGAGCAGAUAUCCCCAACAGUGCUCGUGGCACAGUCUCCGAAUCCUACCCCCAUCUAAUCUUCGAAGGGUUUACCACAAAGCUAGGCAAGCGCGUCGUCCAGAUUCUAAAGCACCUAUUCCCGCCUCGGGAACCCACCGCGAAGUUGGGCAACAGGGUUGUCACCUUCAAGAAUAUCGAAGACUCGAUUGAAGUCCGGCACCAUGUGUUCGUCAAGACGGGUUACCAAAGCGUGGAACUUGCGGAGGUAGGCCCUAGGCUGACGAUGCGGUUGUUCGAGAUUAGGUCGGGUACGCUGGAUAAUAAGGACGGCGACAUAGAAUGGCAUUUGAACCAGUUUACCCGCACGAGCAAAAAGAAGGAUUAUCUUUGAGAGACAAGAGGCAUGGGUUAGGUCGCUGGGAAGGAUCAAGCAUGGUGUCAAGGCGUUGGAAUUUGCAUGGAUCAUUACAUUUUGCCUGGAACCCGGGGGGUAUCAAGUUUACACUGGUCGCUAGCUGCAUUUGGUUGAGCGCACAACACAGGCGCAAAGCCUUCGAAGACCUCAACAGAAUCGACCUGCGUUUGCGCUAUAGCGAG